AUGACAAUCAGAGCCUCCAAGUUCACACCCGAGGUGCUACUCGAAGCGCCACGCCGUUCCGGAGGUGUCCCAAACUCUGAUGCAUCAAAAGUCGUGUACGCGGUUUCCACAUACAGCUUUGCUGAACAUUCGAAGAAAUCCGAGAUUCGCAUUCUGGAUGCUGCAAGCCAACAAACCAGUCUCGUGACAGAUGAUGCAUCCUUCAGCGAGCCUUCGUGGCUUGACGAUGAGACUGUACUAUUGCUAAAGUCGAAUGAUGAUGGCACCACGAAGAUGGUUGUUGGCUCCCCAUACAACUUCGAGAAAACCAAACAUACUGCUGUACAUAUCGACGGCCCAGUAAGCGACGCCAAGAUUUAUGCCCUCGGUGAUGACACUUUCGGUUUCGCUGUGGUCGGUAAGGCGAAGCCAGAUGGUACGCUGUUCAACCCUGAGCUGGCCGAGAAGCCACAUUCCUCAGGCAAGCUUUACAAGUCCGGAUUUGUUCGUCACUGGGAUCAUUACGUGACGGAGAACCGGAACGCGAUCUGGCUUGGCAAGUUUAUCUUGAAGAAGUCGGAGAAGUCCCAAGAUACCGGUGCCAACCCUGGAUAUCCUCUGAUAAAUGCGCUAAAGGGAACGGAGUUGGAGUCGCCGAUUGAGCCUUUUGGUGGAAAGGAUCAUUUCGACAUAUGCAAGUAUGGCCUGGUCUUCACGGCGAAAGAUCCUGGCCUGAACCCUGCGACACACACGAAGACCAACAUCUACGUUUCCGCGUCUGAAACAUUCUGGGAUGAUCUUCACUUCAAGGACCAGCCACAAAUUCAAAAUGUAUCCAUCGAAGGCUUCGAGGGCGCCAGCACGUCUCCUGUCUGGUCGAACUCGCGUGGCAUGAUCGCUUUCCUCUCCAUGAAGACUGACGGCUACGAGUCAGACAAGAAUCAGCCCUUCAUUAUCCACGAUUACAAGAAACCCUCAGAGGUCACCCUGCUCUACGGAUCUGAAGACGGCAAGGGUGAAUGGGAUCGAAGCCCACAGUCAAUAUCUUGGAGCCCUGACGACUGGCGCCUUUACUUCACUGCCGAAUCACAUGGGCGUGGAAACUUGUACGGUGCCGGACCCCCUAAGCCUGGCGGCGAGAAGGAGCCUCUGCCAUCACUACUAGUGAAGGGUGGGACCAUCGGCUCAGUACAGGUACUCAAGAAUGGCGAUCUUUUCUUGGCUUCCACCAGCUUGAUCGAGAACUCUCUCUACUCACUGGUCCCACUGAGCGCACAAAACAAAGACACUGCCGUCUACGAUCUUCCCAUCGACGAUCGGCCAUACGACUCCGACCCUGAUCAUCUGACAACCAAGUACAUAUCUUCAAACACUCGCUCUGGGUCCAUGUUUGGUCUGUCGCGCCACCAGAUCGAUGAAAUCCAUUGGGAUGGCGCUGCAUCCGGUACCAAGGUCCACGCCUGGGUUAUAAAGCCCAGCAACUUCUCGUCCAGCAAAACAUACCCCCUCGCUUACCUCAUCCACGGUGGACCCCAGGGUGCAUGGACGGAUGGAUGGAGUACGCGUUGGAACCCUGCAGUAUUCGCAGAGCAAGGCUACGUUGUCAUUUGCCCAAACCCUACAGGAAGCACAUCCUACGGACAAGCCUUCACAGAUGCGAUCCAAGGCCAGUGGGGCGGUCUGCCAUACGAAGACCUCGUGUUGGGCUUCGACUACAUAAAGCAGAAUGUCAGCUACGUCGACACGAAGCGAGCUGUUGCUCUCGGUGCCUCCUACGGCGGAUACAUGAUGAACUGGAUCCAAGGACACCCUCUUGGCCGCGAAUUCAAAGCCCUAGUGACCCACGACGGCGUCUUCAGCAUGUCCGGCCAGAUGGCGUCUGAGGAGUUGUACUUCCCCUUCCACGAUAUCAAGGGAACGCUUUGGAACAACCCCGAGAAUUGGGCCAAGUGGGACCCGUCCAGGUUUACCGAGAACUGGGCCACGCCUCAGCUGGUCAUACACUCCGAACUGGACUACAGGCUCACCAUCAGUGAGGGACUGGCAGCGUUCAAUGUGCUGCAGUGUAAAGGAAUUGAGAGUCAGUUCUUGACGUUCCCGGAUGAGAACCAUUGGGUGCUGAAACCGGAGAAUGGGCUCAUGUGGCAUACGGUUGUGUUGGAUUGGAUCAAUAAGCAUGUGGGAUUGAAGACGUACACUGAGGCUCGGAAGGCGGGAACCACCGACUAG
This is a messenger RNA of Alternaria incomplexa, 2208 nucleotides long. RefSeq lists its product as uncharacterized. Gene Ontology annotation, biological process: proteolysis. Lineage: Eukaryota; Fungi; Ascomycota; Dothideomycetes; Pleosporales; Pleosporaceae. Bases 1 to 2208 code for a protein of 735 amino acids. The transcript is spliced from 3 exons. The record is from RefSeq and is a predicted model, not a curated record. Gene Ontology annotation, molecular function: serine-type endopeptidase activity.